Phytophthora infestans T30-4 is the source of this 903-nucleotide messenger RNA. RefSeq lists its product as uncharacterized. The transcript has a single exon. Gene Ontology annotation, molecular function: cysteine-type deubiquitinase activity; protein binding. NCBI's taxonomy places the organism in Eukaryota, Oomycota, Peronosporomycetes, Peronosporales, Peronosporaceae. The record is from RefSeq and is a predicted model, not a curated record. The coding region runs from base 1 to 903 and encodes 300 amino acids.
AUGGCGUCCAAUGUCUCCUCGGGGACCAUCGCUGCUUCGCUUAUGGUACAGACGAACCAAUUCGACCGCGACGACUCUAUAGAGGACGAAGACGCCGAGUAUAUGACUGCAGUUGCUCCCCCUGGUCCAUUGGGUCUUAACCUGGAUGGCGGAGUGCUGGGGCGCGCUGUGGUGAUGGGGUUUGUCAGGUUAAACGAUGGAUCGAUAGGCGCUCUCGAACGUACUGGAGAUAUCGCCCCGGGCUCAGUGAUCGUGCGAAUUAACGGAGAGGAUGUUUCGCACGCGUCACUUAAAGAAGUGGGCCUAAAGCUCAGUGAUCUGAGCCACCAACCGCGCACAUUAGUGUUCCGCUUGCCACCGAAGAAACAGCAAGACAAUCAACAUUCUAACGUCGUACGCCGCUCCGCACCGAUGCCUCAACUUGAAGAAGAUUUCGACAAACGCCGGAAAUUUGAGCUGGAGCUGGUCAUGCAUUACGACAAGCAGGCUUUGUCUCGCCGCGAUUGCUGGUUCUGCAUCGAUGCCAAGUGGAUGGCUCGAUGGGUGGAUUUCGUGUGUCGAGGAGGACGAGAACCUGGCCUCAUUACCAACGAGACUUUACUGCACGAUAAUUGGCGCGAAAUGCUCGCUCACGAUACCCCUGGACGACCAGAUACAGCGCGUGAAGGACUGGUGCUCAUGAAAGAUUACCGCGUGGUAGUUCCGAUGGUUUGGUGUCUGUUUGCUGAGCUACAUGGACUUGGCGAAGCUCCUUUACUUGCACGGUAUCUGAUGGAUAUCCACGCCGAAGCAUUGAGCGAUGGAGAGGUGAGCAAAGUCCUCCAAGUGCCAAGACCAAAGGCAGCAGUGCUGGCGAACAAUCUACUGGACAAGUGUCUUGUUCGUUCAAGCAGAAAACGCUAA